This is a messenger RNA of Lachancea mirantina, 360 nucleotides long. The record is from the annotation of a GenBank genome assembly. Lineage: Eukaryota; Fungi; Ascomycota; Saccharomycetes; Saccharomycetales; Saccharomycetaceae.
AUGACCAAGGGCCUCGUAAGAAUACGGUUAGCGAGAUUCGGGCGCACAAACUCUCCCAAGUACAAUAUAGUGGUUGCAAAUGCGCAUAAGGCUAGAGAUACCAAACCUAUAGAAGUAUUGGGAACGUACAAUCCAAUUCCAAGACUUCUGACGAAAAGCGAAAGGAAGAAAAAUGUGGUUCCUCACAAAGAUAUAGAACUGGAUUUUUCAAGAGCCAAAUACUGGAUUGGUGUAGGAGCACAACCCAGUGAAACUGUGACCAAGUUAAUGAAAAAAUGUGGGAUUUUGGGACUCGAAUGGGGGAAAACUUUUGCGAGCAGAAGAGAAGCUGUUCAGCCUCAGAAAGAGGCACUAGAGUAA